This is a messenger RNA of Dreissena polymorpha, 2507 nucleotides long. Its product is annotated as U3 small nucleolar RNA-associated protein 14 homolog A-like. Lineage: Eukaryota; Metazoa; Mollusca; Bivalvia; Myida; Dreissenidae. The record is from RefSeq and is a predicted model, not a curated record. Gene Ontology annotation, biological process: rRNA processing. The transcript is spliced from 14 exons. Gene Ontology annotation, cellular component: nucleolus; small-subunit processome. The coding region runs from base 99 to 2426 and encodes 775 amino acids.
UUUAUAAGCCUUUCCUUAUGAAACCACAAUGAUAUGUUAUAAUACACUUAAUACGUAAUUCUAAACAUCAAAGCAGCAUAUUAUUGGAGUAUCGAAAGAUGGCUCUGGAGAGUGACCAGUGGGAAUCUCUUGCUGCAGAAAGUGACGAAGAGGAUCUAGCUGAUGACAGGAAACACAACCAAUUACUUGAUGCAAUCUCAGCCCUUGAUGGCAAAAAAAAAAAUAGUCUGUCACAACGAACUGUGAUCAACAGUGGCAAGAUUUCUGAGUUUCAGUUCUCGUCUGUUGCUGAUGCUGUUACAAAAGUGAAGCUACAUGAGCUGGUGGGAUCAUUGAAAGAGACAACCGAACAUGGCACCCUAAAACAACAGCUCUCUGUCAUCCAGAAACACAAGCAGACGGUGUCAACACCACUGCCAAAACAUGAGAAGGCAAAGAUCAGUCGUACAACGGCAUACGAGGCCACUACACAUGACUUGUCCAAGUGGGAACCAACUGUCAAGGAAAACAGGAAGGCAGAGCAGCUCCAAUUCCCGCUACACAAACAGGAUUUCUCUGUGGUCACUACAGACCAGCUGGUGCAGAGAUUCCAGCCGAGGACCCCGCUGGAGAUGGCUGUGGCGGCCUUGUUGCACGGUAGUGAGAAUGUAGUACAAGACAACAGCAAGGAACUCACGCUGGCUGAACAGAGGGCCCUCGCUGCCAUGGAUAUACAAAAGGCUAAAGAACGCAGAAUGGAACUCAUGAAGCAUCGAGCUUUGCUGUCUUACAAAGAACUCAAGGCAAAAAGACAGAAGAAAAUCAAAAGUAAAAGGUUCCAUCGCAUUCUCAAGAAGGAGAAGCUGAAGGAUGAGAAGCGUCUGCUGGAGACCCUGCAGAAGGAGGACCCAGAGAGUUUCCUGGAGAAGAUAACACAGUGGGAGAAGGACCGCGUACAGGAGCGCAUGAGUCUGAGACACCGAGGGGGAACCAAGUUUGCCAAACGACAGAUGAUCUAUGCAAAGUUUGACGAAAAGGCCAGACAGGAAGUACAAGACAUGCUGCAGAAAAGUAGGGAAAUCACACAGAAACUUGCAGCCACAGAGUCGAGUGAUGAAGAGUCAGACAGUGGUGACCUAGAACCCCAACAAGCUGGUGGAUCUGCUUUCGUUGAUAGUAGAAAUCCAUGGAUGUCAAGACCAAAUGUCUUGAUAAAACUGAAGCAAGGAAUUGGUCAUUUAGAAGAAAACAAUGCAGAAAACGUUGGACAUUCAUUAAUUGUUGAUGAUGUUAUGGACAAUAAAAAUGAUGACAAAGGGAUGAGUAUAAUUGGUGGUAAUACUUCAACAGACUUGCAACAUCAGAAAAAUGAUGAUAGUGAUGACGAUUCUGAUAAUGCAAUUGAUGGCAUAUUUGAUAAGCUCAAGGAAAGUAAAGAACCUGAGACUGAAGUCAAGACAAACAGAAAACAGAUUCGUUUAAAACAGGUUCGAAAAAGGAAGAAAUCACACAAGUCAGAUGAAAAGUUAGCUGCGGAGGCUGUUGUUAAAACCAGUGAAAGUGGAAAAAGCGAAGAAGGUAUGGUUGAUUCUGAUGACAGUCUAUGUGAAGAACCUUCUAAAAAAAGAAGCCUGGAAGAUAUGGAUGCACUUAUUAACGAGGCACUUGGUCAGUCUACAAAUGAACCAGCUCCAAAAAAGAAACAAAGAAAACGUCAUAAAACAAAACAUUUCCAGUCUGGAAACCACCAACAGUCCAAACCUAAAGCAGACACUAACAUAGACCCUAAGAAGCUGUUCACCGUGGAUGUGAACCUUCGACAGAGUUCUUCCAAACCAGAUGUUGUGGUGAAUGAAGAGGACGAUGACCAAUUGGUCAACAUUGCCGAGGCCUUUGCGAGCGACGACGUCAUUGAAGAGUUUGCAGCGGAGAAGUCUGAUGCAGUGCGGUCGGGUCAACCCCAGGACAUCUGCCUCGCCCUGCCUGGCUGGGGGGACUGGGGCGGGGCAGGGCUCAGUAUCUCUAAGAGGAAGAAGAAACGAUUCACUAUAAAGGCUCCAGUAGUGCAGAGAAAGGAUCAGUUCCUGGGACAUGUCAUCAUCAAUGAAAAGAAAAAUGAUGCCCUAAAGAAGCAUCAGGUGGAGACUAUUCCAUUUCCGUAUUGCAACACUGACCAGUUUGAGAAGAGCAUCAGGGCACCUAUUGGCAGGACGUGGAACCCGGCAGGCGUAUUCAAACAGCUGGUCAAACCAAAGGUUGUUACUCACCUGGGUAAAAUCAUCACCCCCAUGGAUCAGUCGGCUAUAUCCAAACAUGAAACUGGGGAUGCAGAGGGGAAAACUGAGAGUGAGGAAACAGAGUCAAAACAGUCGAACAGGAAAACAGGAAAGAGCAGAAUGAAGACAAAUAAGAAGCAUAAAGGGCAGGGAAAAUACAGCAAAAAAUAAACUCAUGCAUGUACUUCAUUCAAAAAGAAAACUGUUUUUGUGUAGCAUAUUAAUAUGUUAUGAAUAAAUUUGAACAACAGA